Messenger RNA from Austrofundulus limnaeus, 2907 nucleotides. RefSeq names its product cadherin-related family member 1a (gene cdhr1a). Lineage: Eukaryota; Metazoa; Chordata; Actinopteri; Cyprinodontiformes; Rivulidae. The record is from RefSeq and is a predicted model, not a curated record. The coding region runs from base 48 to 2315 and encodes 755 amino acids. The transcript has 17 exons. Gene Ontology annotation, biological process: homophilic cell-cell adhesion. Gene Ontology annotation, cellular component: plasma membrane. Gene Ontology annotation, molecular function: calcium ion binding.
UCUCCUGUACGCAGCUCUCAACGGAGCCAUCUUCAUGGUGCAGUUUAAUGAUUUUAUCCUUGAGGAUGAAAAGUGAGAAGAUUUUAAAUUUCUCACUGCUUUUCGUGUUUGUGAACGCUUGUUUCGCACAGGCUGACUUCGCCCCCUAUUUCUACGACAAUGGACCGUAUAGCGACAACGGGAACCUGGCCCUGUUCAGCCUCUCAGAGGACACUCCUAUUGGUACGCAGAUCUAUCGCCUCAACGGCACAGACCCUGAAGGUCAGGAGGUAAGGUAUGGCCUGUCUUUUGAUCCAGGGUCAAAAGAGUACUUCAGUGUCAACCCAAAAUCUGGAAGUAUUACGUUAGUGGAAAAGUUGGACAGAGAGAAACAAGAUUCUAUCGAUGUUAAUAUCAGUAUCACAGAUGGGAAAAGCAAGGUUGUAGAAAAAGUGACUAUAUUUGUGAUGGAUACAAAUGAUGAAAAGCCAGAAUUUCAAAACAUGCCAGCAAUUAUUGAUGUACUUGAAACAACUGAAUCAGGAAGUAGUAUCUACAAAGUGGAGGCUGUGGACAGAGACACAGGCUCGGGAGGCUCUGUCACAUACUAUCUCCAGACGCCACAGUCCAAUUUGUUUGCCAUUGACAGACAUAGUGGUGUCCUUCGAAUUAAAUCAGGGGAAACAUUGGAUUACGAGAAAACCAAGACUCACUUUGUCAUAGUUAUUGCUAAGGAUGGUGGUGGAAACUAUAACGGCAAGGAGCAGUUUCUGUCAUCCUCUUCUACCCUAACCAUUAAUGUGAUCGAUGCACAGGAUACGCCUCCGUCUUUCAUUGGGACGCCCUACUUUGGCUAUGUUUAUGAAGUCUCAAAGCCAGGAUCUGAAAUAUUCAUUGUCUCUGCUGAGGAUGGCGAUGUAGGAAACCCAAAUCCAGUCCGUUACUCAUUCGAUGAAGGUGACGAUGGCGUUUUUGACAUCAAUAAAACAAGUGGUUGUAUCUCCCUGUUGAGUCCUCCUAUUGAGCUGAAGAGAGAAAUCUUCAACGUUAAAGUCAGGGCAUCAGAAAUAAGCCCUGAAGGAAAACUAAUGGACUACAGUGUGACCACAGUAGUGAUCCGUGUUGUGGACCUAAACAACAAUCCACCCACUUUUUAUGGUGAAAAUGGCCCGCAGAGCAUGUUUGAGCUGACCAUGUAUGAGCAUCCACCAGAGGGAGAAAUACUACGAGGGCUGAAGAUCACAGUUAAUGACUCUGAUCAGGGUGCAAAUGCUAAAUUUAAUCUGAGACUCAUCGGACCAGGAAGAAUGCUGCGAGUCGUCCCCCAAACUGUUCUCAACGAGGCCCAAGUCACUAUUUUAGUGGAGGAGUCUGCUGCCAUGGACUAUGAGAAACACCAUUUUUUGACAUACAAGUUACUUGCAGUGGAGGCGGAUACCCCUGAAAGAUUCAGCGCCACGGCAGACAUCAUCAUCCAUCUCUUGGACACCAACGACAACGCUCCCAGAUUCUCCUCGGACUACUACAUUGCCAGAAUUCCAGAAAACUCGCCCGGCGGCUCAAACGUGGUGUCAGUCACGGCGGUAGACCCAGACUCAGGACCUUGGGGUGAAGUGAAGUACUCCAUCUAUGGAUCAGGAGCUGAAUUGUUUCUGAUCCAGCCGACAUCUGGGAUUAUUUACACCCAGCCUUGGGCAAGCUUGGAUGCUGAGGUGAGGUCGAAGUAUAACUUCUAUGUGAAGGCAGAGGAUGCGGAUGGAAAAUACAGCCUGGCUGAAGUCUUUGUGACCGUGCUGGAUCUGAAUGACCAUCCGCCUGCUUUCAAUAAUAACUUCCUUGAGAAGACCAUGGUGAUUGGAGCUCCAGUGAAAAUAGAGGCUGUGGACGAUGAUGCAGAAGUACCAAACAAUGUUAUCGAGUACACCAUCAUGAAAGCUGAGCCGGACAACAACAUUUUUGAUAUUAAUGCUGACACGGGAGAAAUCAAACUGAAGUCCUUCAUCAAGUCGAUGGCCAUCAUUCAGAACAUCACUAAGAAGAGAGACUGCAGCUGGUCCCUGGUGGUCCAGGCCCGGGACCAAGGGCAGCCGUCCUUCAGCACCACUGCAGUCGUCAAGAUCGACAUCACUGAAGCUGUCAAAUCCAGGUUUUUCUCAUACUUCCUGGGCCUAAGGAAGCGUCCAGGGACAGUGUUUGGGAUUUGUUUGACCCUUGUGAUGUUCACCAUUUCACUGACAAUCGUCAUUUCAACUGUUAUGUACUGGAAAUCUGUGAAAAAGACCCGUGUACAACCUCACGGCAAGAUCAGAAAGAUUGCACGGAGGCCUGUGCCGUAAACGAAGCUUGCCUUGAGAUCAUCAGCACAACAGUACUGCUGGUUUUACUCUGUGGUUUCAAGAAUGACCCAUUUUCCAAAGAAAAAGCAAAACUGUCUGUAAAAGAGCACAUGUAAGAGCACAAUAUAAUCCAAAAAAUAUAUAUUUUUCCCAAUUACAAUCUUUUAGGGCAUGCAUUCUGACCCCAAAACAUAUUAAAACAAUAUUUACACUUUUUAGUUUUGGAUUUUAUUUAUUGUCAGCUUCACUCUCAGAUGCUGAAUGGUCUCAGCUAUCCUGGGUUCCUCCAUGAACCUCUCUGAUCUUGUCUUGACAAAAUGUAGCAAAAGAGAUUUAAUGUGUGAUCAUUAUUUUGAACACAGUUGUAAAAAAGAGAUAGGCUCUUCUAUAAUAUCUUUAACAGGAGUUGGACAAUACAAAUAUAGUAUUAACCAAAACUUUAAAAAGAAUUGUGUGAUUUCAGUACCAUAGAUGUGAAUUCUCCUUGUGCUCUUUUACAGACUACAGAAUGGGGGCCUUUGGGAUCAUUUUUAAUGCUGAAUAAAAACAACCCAUUGCAAAUCAUUGGUAUGCUUGCUGGUAUUAUCAGUUU